AUGCACCCCAGUCCCCAGCUGCCCCAAGUUACAGUCGACAAGAACAACGCGACGUGCGCCAACGGCGUGACGACGGCGAACGGAGCCGCAGUCAAUGGCGCGACAGACGCGAUCGAUCAAGCGAACGGCCCGAACCACGAAACCAUCACUCAGGCUACCGCUCGUAAUCUCGCGACCGAUACGGUGGUCGUUCGUACGAACGGCACGAUGAAAAACGCAGUUCCCGUUAUGGAUCGCCCGACGGCAAACCCAAGCAGAAAGUGGGAUUUGCGAUGA
Aphanomyces astaci is the source of this 276-nucleotide messenger RNA. RefSeq lists its product as hypothetical. The record is from RefSeq and is a predicted model, not a curated record. The transcript has a single exon. Bases 1 to 276 code for a protein of 91 amino acids. Lineage: Eukaryota; Oomycota; Saprolegniomycetes; Saprolegniales; Verrucalvaceae.